Molecule: messenger RNA, 1491 nt
Organism: Pimephales promelas (fathead minnow)
Lineage: Eukaryota; Metazoa; Chordata; Actinopteri; Cypriniformes; Leuciscidae
Source: RefSeq, a predicted model, not a curated record
AACCACUGGACUGAUAUGGCAUGUAAACAGACCUUUAUCAUUGUGUGGGAGGAACCAUUUGUACAUUUGUCUAAGGAAGUGAUUCUUGUCAAAGUAGCAGUUUCGGUGGUUUUUGCACAUGAUCUGUCAUUUAAACAACAGAUUCCAGUCACGGUUCGAUGCUGCUUCAUUGUAUUACUUCUACAUCUAACAGGCAAAGUCUCUCUGCAGGACUCUCCAGACAAAUUUGAGUGUGUGGUUGGAGACUCCGUCACCUUACCGUGCUUGUAUGAGAAUAAACAAAGUAAUGUAUUUUGGCGACACAAUGUGAGAAGGAACGUGUUAAAUAUUAUAAAUGGCCAACCCUCACUACAAAAACAGGACACAAUAUUCCAGAAUCGAGCGGAAAGUUUCCCUUCAGAGUAUGUAAACGGAAACUAUUCAAUUACGCUGAAAAAUCUGGAGUUAAUUCAUGCAGGAAACUACACUUGCUUUAUUCAAGAAUCAAAUGAGGAAAAGAAGCUACAGCUUUAUGUCAAAGAAAAGCCUGAAGAACCAGCUCAGAGACAAAGAAACUCGUCCAUGGAAACACAAUCAAGGAAGAUUAUGACUUUUCUAACUGCUCUAUUGGGAUUUACUCUGCACUUUAUCUGAGUUUUGCUUCAAGUGGCGGUUACAUUUUAUCAUAGUUUUCCAAAGUCAGUGGUAAGCAAGUUUAGAAUGUGUACAAACAGAGUUCAUGCAGACGGAUGUAGAUGCAAUUCAUGCAAACAAAUGAAUUUCAUUAUUACUUGUGCUCCAUUAAACAUGAUCUCCAAACUUUACUUAAAACUUGUUGUGGCCUUCCUUGUUCAUAAAGCCUUUUGAACAGCAUAAGAUUUAAAUCCACCUUGCGAGCUACUCUGCUGUACGGUCAAAACACUUUGUGUUUCCCAAUUACCAACACACACACUUGUGCUCUAAUUAUACACAGCCACUGCACCACCCAGUGGACAAAACUUUACCACACAACUAAUGGCUCCUACACAUUUGAUAACAUUUAGUGACAGUGACCAGUUGUGUUUGCUGUUGACACUAAUAUUCUCAAUCUGAAUCAGUUCUAUUUAACACUGCUGAAGGAAUUGCUUGUUUGGUCAUUAUAUUUUUCAUACUUAUGUUUGGAGCAGUGGAUCACAAUGCAGACACUCUGGACUCUUUUGACAUAUGAAACAUCAUCAUUUGUAUUAUACUGUAUCUACGGAAAAAAUGCUCCCAAGUUUGUGUGCAUUAACAUGAAUGGCUAUAACUGUACAGAGUUUUCAAACCCAAAGUUGAAUUUUUGGUCAUUUAAUGUGUAAAAAAAAAAGCCUGUUACCCAUUGUUGUGUGGCUGAUUGUUUUGGCGUUUAAAUGUGUGUGUGUGUAUUUAUAUUUUCUGUUUUAUAUUUGUAUAAUGAUAUACUUUGAUAUAAUACAGCCUGCUCCAUAUGAUGUUAAUUGGAAAACUAAAUAAAUAAGUGCUGUGCAAUCAUGA